Messenger RNA from Marchantia polymorpha subsp. ruderalis, 1644 nucleotides. The record is from the annotation of a GenBank genome assembly. Lineage: Eukaryota; Viridiplantae; Streptophyta; Marchantiopsida; Marchantiales; Marchantiaceae.
CAAAAAGCGCUCGAGAAUAUCUGUCCGUAAUCGCUCGGCGGCUGUCGGCAGUAGUUAUACAUCGGAUCAGGCCGCGAGAUGCGUGACUUCGAGCCGCAGUCAGUGGUGAGGGUGAUCGGGACGAUUGGGAGUGCGUAGGGAGGAGACUGCAGAUCGAGAAUGGAAUUCGGAGUCUGAGAAUGGUCGGCUGGGAUGAUGAUCAGACAUUGAAAUCACUGAAGUCUCUCUCAGCGGUCUCGCUUCUCUCCGACUGCCCACAAUCGCCGAGGCUGAGCUGCUCUGAGCAUGAUGGGAUGGUUUUGCAAGGCAACCAGGGAAGCCAAAAGGGAAAUUAAAACUAAGGGAUCAUCGAACACAAACGUCAGAAGGUGGUUCUGUCUGCCAUUCGGUACUGGAAGAAGUUCGAAUUCUCGAAUUUGGCAUGAUCCUAGCGUCAGUUCGUCCCCGCACUUGAGGCCGAUUCGACAAUUUUCGUUGGCAGAGCUGAAGCGUGCCACCCACAAUUUCAACAACAUCCUGGCCGACGACAAUGACAAUUUCACGAUCUACCGAGCUCAGCUGCCGCACAUGGAAUUUGUGCGAGUGCGGAGGACCAACCUUGAAAACAGAGGCACUCUGGAACAAUUCCUCAGUGAGCUGAAAGUUCUGUCGAGUGUGCAUCAUCGCAACCUUGUGAGCCUCGUCGGGUUCUGUCAGGAAGGAGGGGAACAUCUACUGGUGUACGAGCACGUGGAAGGAACUCUGAGCGAGUAUCUUCAUGACCCACAUCACCCAGGCAAUCCGCUCUCUUGGACCAAACGACUGGACAUUGCCCUCGGCGUUGCCAGAGGGCUGUCACAUCUGCACGCACAUGGGGACCCGCCCAUCGUGCACAGGAAUAUGAAGAGCAGCAGUAUUUUGCUCAACUGCAAACUCGUGCCCAAGGUAUCGGAGGUCGGCUUAUCCAGACAAAUGACGGAAGGCACAGAGCAAACAAGAGAAACCCAGGGAUAUCUUCCUCCGGAACACUAUGCGACGGGCACGUGUUCAGACAAGUCGGACGUCUAUGCAUUUGGAGUCGUGCUUUUGGAGAUUCUGACGGGGAUGAAAUCGUUCGAUCGAGAGCGAUUUCAACAUCGCCAGAAAGUGCUGCUGGUCGAUUUGGUAAGGAGCGCAUACAACCAGAGGGGAUGGCGAACGGUGCGCAGGAAAGUCGAUCCUCACAUCCGCAACGACGCUUACGAUUCAUCUCAAAAGCGUUUCCUGCAGAUUGCCAUGGACUGCUUGGAGGAGGACCGAGUCAAGCGUCCGACGAUGCGAGAUGUCACCAACAGGUUGGAAGAGCUGGUGCAAAGGCGCCCAUCUGAUCCCUAGUCUCGACCGCCGUCGUUUAAAACCACCUUGUGGGAUGCUUCGACUGAUGUUCUCCGGGGAAAGCAAUGAAAUAGGACAUGCAUCCGUGCAGUGAGCUGUGGUUGCAGCAUUCCUUGCGACUGAGAUUUGUCAUUUCUUUGCUUUCUGUCGUAGUCAUCCAAUUUUCAUGGCAGACUGUUUUCAGGAAUAGAUAUGUGAGGUAGACAACAGGGGUUCUCUCGAGCACCCGAGCUGACCUGUCGUCUGUAUGCAAAGCAGAUUUCAAUAAAGUUGGGAUUUGAACUUGUACAG